CAUCAGUGCCGUAAGUGAAGCAUGCCGGGACUAGCUUUCUAGCCUCCCAGCAACCCCUGCGACGGUCGUACGUAAGGAACUAGUAGGCUACGGCGGUUCUCCGUAAGAUGGCGGACCGGCGGCGGCAGCGAGCUUCGCAGGACACAGAGGACGAAGAGUCUGGUGCUUCCGGCUCAGACAGCGGCGGUUCCCUGGCGCGGGGCGGCGGGGGCUGCAGCAGUAGCGCUGGAGGCAGCGGCAGCGGCUCUCUACCUUCCCAGCGUGGAGGCCGAGCUGGGGCCCUUCAUCUGCGGAGGGUGGAGAGCGGGGGUGCCAGGAGCGCUGAAGAGUCUGAGUGUGAGAGUGAAGAUGGCAUCGAGGGCGAUGCUGUUCUCUCGGAUUAUGAAAGUGCAGAAGACUCAGAAGGCGAAGAAGGGGAGUACAGUGAAGAAGAAAACUCCAAAGUAGAGUUGAAAUCAGAAGCCAAUGACGCGGCAAAUUCUUCAGCAAAAGAAGAGAAGGGAGAAGAAAAGCCUGACUCCAAAGGCACUGUGACAGGCGAGAGGCAGAGUGGGGAUGGACAGGUCAGUCCCCACCAGAGGCCUCCAUGUGGGGGACGGGAAGAGGGGCUCUCAGCUCCGGAGGGAGUAAGGAAGCCUUUGUCUGUCCUUCAGGAGAGCACAGAGCCUGUGGAGAACAAAGUACCCAAGCACUUGGAUGAUGACGAAGAUCGGAAGAACCCGGCGUACAUACCACGGAAAGGGCUCUUCUUUGAGCACGACCUUCGAGGGCAAACUCAGGAGGAGGAAGUCAGACCCAAGGGGCGUCAGCGAAAACUGUGGAAAGAUGAGGGUCGCUGGGAGCAUGACAAGUUCCGAGAAGAUGAACAGGCCCCGAAGUCCCGACAGGAGCUCAUUGCUCUUUAUGGAUAUGACAUCCGCUCAGCUCACAAUCCUGAUGACAUUAAACCCCGAAGAAUCCGGAAACCUAGGUUUGGGAGUCCUCCACAAAGAGAUCCAAACUGGACUGGUGAGCGGCCAAACAAGCCUUACCGCCACCAGGGUCCUGGGGGUACCCUACCCCCAAGGACAUUUAUCAACAGGAAAGCUGCAGGUACUGGCCGCAUGUCUGCUCCCAGGAAUUACUCUCGAUCUGGGGGCUUCAAGGAAGGUCGUGCUGGAUUUAGGCCUCUGGAGGCUGGUGGGCAGCAUGGUGGCCGGUCCAGUGAGACUGUUAAACACGAGAGUAGUUACCGGUCACGACGCCUGGAGCAGACUCCUGUGCGAGAUCCAUCUCCCGAAGCAGAUGCUCAAGUGCUUGGCAGUCCUGAGAAGGAAGAGGCAGCCUCAGAGAUCACAGCUCCUGCUCCUGACGCUGCACCACCACCCCCCGACAGGCCUGUUGAGAAGAAAUCCUAUUCCCGGGUGAGAAGAACCAGAAUCAAAGCUGGAGAUGCAGUCAAGGUUGCAGAGGAGGUGCCUCCUCCCCCUGAAGGGCUGACCCCAGCACCUCAAGUCCCAGAAACUCCUCCUCCUCCACCUGCUAAGACUGGGAACUGGGAAGCUCCAGUGGAUUCUACCACAGGUGGACUUGAGCAAGAUGUGGCCCAACUAAACAUAGCAGACCAGAAUUGGAAUCCAGGACAGCCCUCAUUCCUGCAACCACGCGAACUUCGGGGAAUGCACAACCACAUACACAUGGGAGCAGGACCUCCUCCUCAGUUCAACCGGAUGGAAGAAAUGGGUGUGCAGGGUGGGCGAGCCAAACGCUAUUCAUCUCAGCGACAGAGACCUGUGCCCGAGCCCCCCACCCCUCCUGUGCAUAUCAGUAUCAUGGAGGGACAUUACUAUGAUCCACUGCAGUUCCAGGGACCAAUCUAUACCCAUGGUGACAGCCCUGCCCCACUGCCUCCUCAGGGCAUGAUUGUGCAGCCAGAAAUGCACCUUCCCCACCCAGGUUUACAUCCCCAUCAGACACCAGCGCCCCUGCCCAAUCCGGGCCUCUAUCCCCCACCAGUUUCCAUGUCUCCAGGACAGCCACCACCUCAGCAGCUGCUUGCUCCUACUUACUUCUCUGCUCCAGGAGUAAUGAAUUUUGGUAAUCCCAGUUACCCUUAUGCUCCAGGGGCACUGCCUCCCCCGCCACCUCCUCAUCUAUAUCCUAAUACACAGGCCCCAUCACAGGUAUAUGGAGGAGUGACUUACUACAACCCGGCCCAGCAGCAGGUGCAGCCGAAGCCCUCCCCGCCCCGGAGGACUCCCCAGCCGGUCACCAUCAAGCCCCCACCACCUGAGGUUGUAAGCAGGGGUUCCAGUUAAUACGAGUUUCUGAAUAUUUUAAAUCUAACAUGAUAUAAAACAGAGGUGAGGACCCAGGAAAGAAGAGACACGCAGCCAGCUGUUCACUACCAGGAGGGCUUCAAAGAUGGAGGGCGGCUCCUACGAGGAAGCAGCUGAAUGUUAAGAGGACCCUUGCCUUCCUCUGAGGAUAAAGGUUUGUUACAAGGAGAAAGGGAGACACAAGCGGACUUCCACUCGUUUCCACUCUUCACUUGAGUUGGCCGUGCUCGGAGGAGCAGAGGCUCAGGCUGCCCGGACUUUCGCGUCUACAUCCAGAAGCCCGGGUUUUCGGCUCUUCUUCACUUUGUCCUGGGACACUGUCUUCUCCCAGGGAAGCUCCUUCCUGUUUGUAUUGUUUUCUAAGAUGUUUGUUUUUUAAAGCCUGGCUUGUUAUUCUUAAAUUAAUAUUCUUUCGUUUCUUUUUCUUUCUCUCUGUCUCUCUCUGCCUUUAAAUGAGACAAGUUUAUUUUUCUGGUUUACUAGUUUCUCUGGUUCCCUUUUGGUUCUUCCCUGCAACCCAGAUAAUUAAGAAUUUACCAGCUGAGCUGGUCUUUUCCCACCAAAUCUACAGAGCUGGCCUUUCACUUUUGGUUGGCCUUUGUUAUUAUAUACUUGGAUUCUCUGAACUCCUUGAAGCUCAAAGUUUGUGGUAGGAGCCUUUCUUUUUGACUUGGUGGACUUCAGGCCUCUACUGAGAGCAAAGUCUCUGCAGUAGGAAGAGAUGGCGAAUCAAGUGUUUUAGGAGAAAGGGAGGGUGGAGUGAGAGUCUUUGCACCUUAGGGAUAUGUAUUCAGAGUUCUUAGGGGGCUCAGUCUUUGAGGUAAGUGGAAUUAGAGGGCCCUGCUUUUACUUCCAUCCCUCCUGUCCCACUCCCUUUUCCAAUUGCUGUGGACCAAUGCAUCUCUCUAGAGGCAAAUACUAUCCAGCAAGCAGUCUACCCGUCCUUUAUUAUUCAUGUCUUUUCUGCCACAAGUGUUGUAGAUGUUACUACCUUAUUUUCACCAAGUUCUACCCCUGGCCUUGCAACAGAAGAAGAUACCGCACCUGGGCUUAAGGCCUAAGGAAGCCAGUCACUUUUGCAGCAAGGGCUUUUUUUCCUCCCUAUUCAUGGCAUGGAACCACUCUCCUGCUGCCUCUGCGGAAGAGAUUACUAUUAUUGCCACACUUGUGUCUGCUGGGGUGACUUGGCCACUGUCUCUGUCCAUCUACCGAACCUAAGGGAGAAGGUGGCAGCUGUGUCUCUCCCCAAGUUGUGUCACUGUUUCUAUUCUCUCAAGCAGCUGGCCUGACCACUCUGAGUCACAGGUGUGUGGGGAGGGAGGGGAGGCACUUGAGCUGUAACCCUGAAGGAGGAAAUAACUAAGAGAUUCUCCCAGAGGUAGCUGAUGGUUGUGCCUUUUGUAGGCUGUUCCCUUUGCCUUAAACCUGACGAUGUCUCCUCAAGCCUGUGGGCAGCAUGCCCGGAUUCCCAGACCUUAAGACACUGUGACAGUCAGUUGUCUCUGUUGGUUUGCUGUAUUUUGUUGCAAGAAUUCCUCCAUGUGUGUUAUUACUGUUUUAAAGGGUACACAUUUGUGAUGGGUAUUGUGACUUGAAGAUAAUAAAAUUUAGACUGUAAACUUGG
Molecule: messenger RNA, 3942 nt
Organism: Artibeus jamaicensis (Jamaican fruit-eating bat)
Lineage: Eukaryota; Metazoa; Chordata; Mammalia; Chiroptera; Phyllostomidae
Gene: CASC3
Product: CASC3 exon junction complex subunit
Exons: 13
Coding region: 108-2297 (729 amino acids)
Biological process (GO): mRNA processing
Cellular component (GO): exon-exon junction complex
Molecular function (GO): mRNA binding
Source: RefSeq, a predicted model, not a curated record